Molecule: messenger RNA, 600 nt
Organism: Akanthomyces muscarius
Lineage: Eukaryota; Fungi; Ascomycota; Sordariomycetes; Hypocreales; Cordycipitaceae
Exons: 3
Coding region: 1-600 (199 amino acids)
Source: RefSeq, a predicted model, not a curated record
AUGGCGAUCCCCUCAGAAAUGGAUUCUCUGCUUUCGUCCCAGACCGUGCUCGGUCUGGAUUUCAUUCCGAAAUUGCAGAACCUGACGCCCCUCUCCGUCGCCUCAACAAUUUUUGCUGCCGCCUCGCCCUUUGCCCUGUACCAUUAUUCCCAAGAGCCGACCUACGUUCGUUGGAGCCCGCUUCUGUGGGCCAAGCUGGUCGUUGCCACCUGUCUCGCUGGAAUUCAAGCUGCAAAUGCUCUGAGAAUGCCUGACAUUGUUUCAGUGAUGGGCGCGGCGUCCGCCUUUGUAAUCGUGGGUCUUACCUAUAUGGAACAUAGGCGCUCUGUUCGCCCGUCUUUGUUAUUCACUUUGGGGCUGGUUGUCAAUCUCCUCAAUGAUGUUGAGAGCAAACAAGUCUCGCCAUUUGUUCCUGAACCAUGCUGGAGGAAUCACCUUCCCGGCGCAGCAGUCGCGUUGAAGUUGGUCAUGAUCGAGCUGCAGGAUAGGUCAAAAAGACAGCUUCUUGCAGAUGACGACAUGCCACCCAGCACUGCUCUUUCGACAACUGAAGAAAUGCUGGACUAUGCAACAAGUUCCGGGCCCGGCACGGCCUGGUGA